Molecule: messenger RNA, 3768 nt
Organism: Argiope bruennichi
Lineage: Eukaryota; Metazoa; Arthropoda; Arachnida; Araneae; Araneidae
Product: tyrosine-protein kinase Src42A-like
Exons: 8
Coding region: 271-1854 (527 amino acids)
Biological process (GO): cell surface receptor protein tyrosine kinase signaling pathway; cell differentiation; protein phosphorylation
Cellular component (GO): extrinsic component of cytoplasmic side of plasma membrane
Molecular function (GO): ATP binding; signaling receptor binding; non-membrane spanning protein tyrosine kinase activity
Source: RefSeq, a predicted model, not a curated record
GGAAGGGAGGGAGAAGGUGGUAGCCUUGCUGUCGUCGAUUCCUUAUCCUCCGAGCGGCAUGGUACGGUGACGGUGAUACUGAGGAAAGGAGUGGGAUCAGUUGGUGUUAUUGAAAGAGGCCUAAUGUUGGGUGGUGGUUUUGGUACUCAGAUAUCGGAAAGCUCUUGCAUGAACUGCUGUGCAAAAGAUGUGCUGUUUUCUAUCAGUUGCUUACUUAAAUACUAAAUCUUUCGAUUUGCAUUUAUAACUAGAGAUUGCCUUUGCUUCAAAAUGGGGAAUUGUUUCAGCCGCUCUACCAGCAAGAACGUUAAAAAAGGAGAAUCAGUGGGAGCUCCAUCUGUGGAAAGAAAUAUUGACAAUGGACCUACACCGAUAAGUGUUCUUGUUCCUGUCCAAUCUCAUGAACCUACAAGUAUUCGACAUCAAGAUGCAAUCGCCCGAAGUGGUCCUAUGUUACCUCCUGUCCCUAUAAAUCAGGAAAAUUUAAGUGGACAUAGCGCUAAAGUAUUUGUCGCCUUGUAUGAUUAUGAUGCUCGGACAGAUGAGGACUUGAGUUUCAAGAAAGGGGAGCAUUUAGAAAUUUUAAAUGACACACAAGGAGAUUGGUGGUUUGCCAGAUCGAAAGCGACGAAGAAAGAAGGCUAUAUUCCUUCAAAUUAUGUUGCUAAAUUGAAAUCCAUCGAAGCAGAACCGUGGUACUUUGGAAAGAUAAAAAGGAUAGAAGCAGAAAAGAAGCUUCUGCUUGCAGAAAAUGACCACGGAGCGUUUCUUAUUAGAGAUAGUGAAAGUCGGCGGAACGACUUUUCUCUUUCAGUAAAGGAUGGAGACACUGUGAAACAUUAUCGCAUUCGGCAGCUAGAUGAAGGUGGUUUCUUUAUUGCUCGAAGAACAACUUUUCGUACUCUGCAAGAGCUUGUGGAACAUUACAGCAAAGAUGCUGAUGGUCUAUGUGUUAACCUUAAAAAACCUUGUGUUCAGGUUGAAAAACCAACUACUGGUGGACUGUCACACAAUACCAGGGACCAAUGGGAAAUUGACAGGAGUUCACUUAAAUUUGUCCGUAAACUUGGCCAAGGUCAGUUUGGUGAAGUUUGGGAAGGUCUGUGGAAUAAUACUACUCCAGUUGCCAUAAAAACACUUAAAACAGGCACAAUGGACCCCAAAGACUUCCUUGCUGAAGCACAGAUAAUGAAAAAAUUACGUCAUCCCAAAUUAGUGCAAUUGUAUGCUGUUUGUACAUUAGAAGAGCCCAUAUAUAUUAUUACUGAAUUGAUGAAAAAUGGAAGCUUGCUUGAAUUUUUGCAAGGUCGAGGCAGAUCUUUGAAAUUGCCACAACUAAUUGAUAUGUCUGCUCAGAUUGCUGCUGGCAUGGCAUAUCUUGAGUCACAAAAUUAUAUACAUAGAGAUCUUGCAGCUAGGAAUAUUCUAGUUGGUGAGAGCAACAUUGUGAAAAUUGCUGACUUUGGUUUGGCUAGGUUGAUUAAAGAAGAUGAAUAUGAAGCUAGAGUCGGUGCGAGGUUUCCUAUAAAGUGGACAGCUCCAGAAGCUGCUAACUACAGCAAAUUUUCUAUCAAAUCAGAUGUUUGGUCUUUUGGCAUUCUUCUUACAGAGCUUGUGACAUAUGGCAGAAUACCAUAUCCAGGUAUGACAAAUGCUGAAGUGUUGCAUCAAGUUGAGCAUGGCUACAGAAUGCCAUGUCCGCCUGGAUGCCCACCUGCUCUAUAUGAGAUAAUGUUGGAAUGUUGGCAUAAAGAUCCCAUGAAACGACCAACAUUUGAAACCUUACAGUGGAAAUUAGAAGACUUCUUCACCAUGGAAGGAUCGGAGUAUAAAGAAGCUUCCUUGGCCUACUGACAACUACCUCCACGCCCUAGAUAUGAAUGGGGUGUGCAGCAGCUUGGUAGGAAUAUAUUGAUUCCUCACUAUGAUCUCAAUGGAUAAAGAUUCUUCUGUGCUUAAAAAAAUAUGAUCACUGCAAGUAACUGAAGAAUGCUGUUACCUAAUGGUACAGUAUAGACAGAUUAUUAUUAUUGUUUACAAUGGGCAAGUUAAGUUGCUUUAAAAUGUGAAAAGAUGACUUAAGCAACUUACUCAACAUUUGUAUUGAAUGUAUCCUAGAGAAUCCAACCAAGCAUGUGUGAAGUAGUUGAUACGUUUGUAAAUUAUUGAAAUUAAUGUAAUAUAUCAGAUUUUUCUAACCUCAUUUUAUUUAUUGAAUUAUGUCAGACUUCCCAUUCCUUUAGUAUUAUAGUGACUGUCAUACAGAACUUAUUUCAAGGAAGAGAAAACUCUUAAAAAUAAAAUUGUUCAUUUUUAUCUGUGAUUGUAUAGUUAUGUGAUUGUGCUAAUUCUGCCUAACUACUUUUAGUGAAAUGUCUUAAAUGUAUUCAAUUAGAAUUGCUGCUAGAAUAACUUGUCAUUGUCAUUGGCAAGAUAAGUGAUAAUUUAACUGUCAUGCAUUUCCUAUACAUGCAAUUAACUAUAGGCAUCUCAUUCUGAUGAGAUAUUUUCUGAGCUGAGCCACUCAUGCCAACACUGAAUUUUGAUACCAGUAUCAUAAAUGCAUUUUUUCUUGCAAAUGAUAAAUAUGUACAAUUUUCAGAUUCUCAUGUAUAGUAAAAUAUUAGAUAAUCAUGUUCUUGAUAUAUUAGCUGUUUUGUAAAACUCAUGGGUCGUACUUGUUUAUGUGUGAUUAAAUCAUUUGUCUCGCAGCUACUUAAAUGUUCCGUGAGGUCAAAGCGGUAAUUUUACAGGGGCCAUGUCAUCAACAAUAUUGCCUUAUGAUUAAAACCUAGAUGCUGUGCAUAUCGCAAUACUGCUGUGCCUCUUGAUGGAAGAUACUUUUUUAAUACAAAUACUGUACACAAAAAUUAAGUUUUUAAAUUUACAUAUGUCAUUGCCAUAUUAAUGCCAAGUAAUUUUUUUAUCUGAUUUCUAACUAUUUUUACAGUUUUCAGUCAAUAGAUUUAAUUUAUUCUCCUGUAUGAUACAAGAAAUGUUCGAUAAUAGGAAUUCUCAUAUCUAUGUCUGGUAGUUUUUUUGUCUGGGAAAGUUAAAAUUUGUACAUGUUUUGUGUUGCUAGCAUGUGUCAGUACUAAAAGUUCGUAAACGAAUUUUAAAAUUUUUUAUUCUAAUAGUAUAUUUAUUAUAUAUAUCCCUUUCCCAACUCCUUUUCUAAUUUUAAUCUUAAUGUGUAUCACACAUGGAAAUGUCUGAAAAUAGCCUUCUUUUGUCUAAUAGUCUAUAGGUAGAACUAACCAUUCUUGCCUUUUCAUAAUUUGUCUAUUUUCAUUCAAUGUAAAUUUGUAUACUGUGAAUUAUUUUACAUAUUCUGCUAAAGUCAGUGAAUGUAUGUGUGUAAGAUGUUUCAACUUAGAAACUGUAAAAUUCAAUUCAUUUAAAUUAUUGUAAGCUAUUUUAUAGUUAUGUAAGUUUUCUUCUGCUGUAUUCAAUCAGCAUUUUGGGCAAAAUUGCUAGAAAAUUGUAUUAAUUCUGAAUAUUUGUAGAAUUUUAACACAACAUAGUGCUAAUGUGAUUGUUGUCAUAAUGCAGUGCUGAAGUUCAAAAUGUCAUUUUCUGAAAAACAGCGUUAAUUUUUCUAAUUUAUUGCUUUUCUGUAUCACUUUUAAGUAACCAGUGACUUUUCUUUCUGAGAAAUAAAAUUUUUACAAACGAAAACUGAUUACUUGUGAUUAUUCCCAUCAAGUUUGCAUGAAACGGAUUUGAACGUAAUAUAUACUAUAAAACGGAUAUGUUUUAUAGUAUAUA